GUCGCCUCCUCUACUGUGCACGGAGGAACAUACCAUCAAUUCAAGGUUCUGGCGCCACAGCUGGGCAUUGCGUGUCGCUUUGUCGCUUCUAAUGAGCCGGAAGAUUUCAGAGCGUUGCUUGACGACAAGACAACGUUCAUCUUUGUUGAGAGUAUCAGCAACCCUAAAUACACCGUGCCAGACUUUGAAGCUCUAGCCGACAUUGCUCACUCCCAUGGAAUACCUUUAAUUUGCGACAACACCUUUGGCUGCGCCGGGUAUUACUGCCGUCCGAUCGAGCACGGAGCUGAUAUCGUCGUCCAUUUUGCAACGAUAUGGAUCGACGGACAUGGAACCACUCUCCGUGGUGAUAUUGUGGACGGAGGGAACUUCGACUGGGGCCAACAUGCAGAUAAGUUUCCUCAAUUCCGCUCAGAUGGGGCCCAAGAGGGCAGUGGUGAGGUCAGUCUGUGGAAGACUUUCGGGCGACGGGCCUUUGCCAUACGCUGUCAUUUCGAGGUGCUCCGAGGUAUCGGCAGCACUAUGAGCCCUCAGGCUGCACAGCAGCUGCUCAUCGGCCUCGAGUCGCUCGCCGUUCGAUGUGAUCGUCCCACAUCCAUACGGAAGCCUUGGCCGCGUGGCUUGCACAGCAGCCGCAGGUGGCGUGGGUGCGCUAUCUGGGUGACCUGGACCAUCCAUGCCAUCGCAAUGCCAGCAAGUUUCUGCGACACGGAUACGGCGCUGUCUUCUCUUUUGGCAUCAAAGGAGGACAGAAAGCCGGUUUCUGUCUAUGCGAUGAGUUCCAGAUGAUCAUCAAUACGAGACCUGGGCGACUCCAAGACUCUUGUGGUUCAUCCAUGGACGACAACGCACCAGCAACUGACCGAUGCUGAGCGUUUCGACGCUGGUGUCGCAGAAAACCAUAUCCGCCUAUCUGUCGGAACCAAACAUAUUGAAGACAUCAAGGAUGACUUUUUGCUGGCUUUUAGAGCUUUGACGGACCACAAUGAUGCGGCAUCGAGCCCGGCAAAUGCGUGCACUAUGAGGAGCAGAAGAAAAUCAUCAAAGCCUUGUACUGAAUGUUCGCUCCCACUCCCACGAGGCUUCCUGUCCAAUCCACUUAAGUCAGGAG
This is a messenger RNA of Aspergillus novofumigatus IBT 16806, 1111 nucleotides long. RefSeq lists its product as uncharacterized. The transcript has 3 exons. The record is from RefSeq and is a predicted model, not a curated record. Gene Ontology annotation, biological process: transsulfuration. Lineage: Eukaryota; Fungi; Ascomycota; Eurotiomycetes; Eurotiales; Aspergillaceae. The annotation marks the transcript as partial. Gene Ontology annotation, molecular function: pyridoxal phosphate binding; transferase activity, transferring alkyl or aryl (other than methyl) groups.